Messenger RNA from Carassius carassius (crucian carp), 2349 nucleotides. RefSeq names its product sterile alpha motif domain containing 8 (gene samd8a). Bases 52 to 1392 code for a protein of 446 amino acids. The transcript is spliced from 6 exons. Gene Ontology annotation, biological process: ceramide biosynthetic process. Gene Ontology annotation, molecular function: sphingomyelin synthase activity; ceramide cholinephosphotransferase activity; protein binding. The record is from RefSeq and is a predicted model, not a curated record. Gene Ontology annotation, cellular component: endoplasmic reticulum membrane; Golgi membrane. NCBI's taxonomy places the organism in Eukaryota, Metazoa, Chordata, Actinopteri, Cypriniformes, Cyprinidae.
UGCUUUUGGGCGUCACUGGCAGCAUGGCAGUGACUCAGAAACUGAAGGCUGAUGUGGCUCGAGAUCACAAGGCUGGGAUCUCGAGCUCUUUGGCGAGGAUUUUUAACACAACUGGAUAAUUUAAAUAAUCACACGGACAAACAGGGUAUGCCAGGCUCCAGGUACGUUGGUGUUGAGGGUUGGAGCAGUAAGCAGGUCGCUGGCUGGCUCAGAGAUCAGGGGUUUCGUGAAUAUGUGGAUCUCCUGUGCUCUAAGCACCGUUUGGAUGGUGCCAGUCUGCUUUGUCUUACUGAGACUGACCUGCGAUCUCCUCCACUGGAGCUCAAGGUGCUGGGUGAUAUCAAGAGAUUGAUGCUGGCUGUGCGGAGGCUACAGAGACAACACACAGCCCUCACACAGUCCAGGUCAGAGGUCAGUGCAUUGUCUCUCAUACACCCUGAAGGAUCAGACCGUGUCAUCUCUAAUGGCUUCGCAGAGCGAGGGUCAGGAGACCAUCAACACUGUAAUGGGGGGGUCACUACAGUUGGUGGGGAACAUAGUUACUCGAAUGGCAAGCGUAAACAGUAUUGUGUUCGGUUGGACCCGGAGUACUGGAAGACGGCACUCAGCACAAUUUACGCCAUGUUGGUGUGCGGAGUGACAUCAUUCGUCAUGGUACUAGUGCAUGAGCGGGUUCCUGACAUGAGGACAUACCCACCACUUCCGGACAUAUUUCUAGACAGUGUUCCCAGAAUUCCCUGGGCCUUCGCCAUGGCUGAAGCAUGUGCAGUGGUGUUGGGUUCCAUAUUAAUGCUGGUGUUGUUGAUGCACAAACACAGGUCCAUUUUGUUUCGCAGGCUGUGUAAUUUGACAGGCACUGUGUUCUUGCUCCGCUGUGUCACAAUGUUUGUUACUUCGCUGUCUGUACCUGGUCAUCAUCUGCAGUGUUCAGGCAAGAUGUAUGGGGAUGCAUGGGCAAAAGUGCAGCGUGCAUUGGAAAUCUGGAGCGGGCUUGGCAUGUCUUUAACUGGUGUUCAUACAUGUGGUGAUUAUAUGUUCAGUGGACACACUGUUGUUCUCACCAUGCUCAACUUUUUUGUCACUGAAUACACGCCACGUAACUGGAACUUCAUCCACACCAUGUCUUGGGUGCUAAACCUGUUUGGAAUCUUCUUCAUCUUGGCGGCUCAUGAACAUUACUCCAUCGACGUCUUCAUCGCGUUCUACAUCACCACCAGACUGUUCCUGUACUAUCACACGCUAGCAAACACGCAAGCCUAUCAGCACAGCCGCCGAGCCCGUAUCUGGUUCCCUCUCUUUUCUUUCUUUGAGUGCAACGUGACCGGACCUGUUCCAAAUGAGUAUGGCUGGCCGUUCUCCAAACCCUCCUUCAUGAGGAUGCUUCUGGGAUAGGCCAUCUCUGAUUAUGUCAAGCUUUAUGUUUGGAGCCCUGGGAAAAUAAUUUAUUUUUAUCUAUGGCAUUUGAUCACUUUCUUGAAACUUCCGUUUGUACUUCUUUGUUAUUGUUUGUUUUGCUGACUAACAUUUCUUAUAAUUUCACCAAAUCUACCUAUACCAAUCUAUACAGCAUAUGUAUUUUCUCUGGAAAAUUUAUCAUACAAAAUCAUUGUGUCAAUUCACUGGUGAAACAGUUUUGAGAUUUUACAAUUGCAGAUUUAUGUUACACUAACCAAUAAGCAUGCAGUUUUUAAACUCUUGGAGACAUACAGUAUGUUUAACUGGAAAAGCACUGAUAUACAAUUAGUCUUAAUUAAAUAAUAAUACAUGAUAGGACCUAUUCUAAGUCUUGACACAUCGUAAUGGUGUACAGUCUUACAGCCACAGAGAUAUAAUGCUUAAUUUUUGCUAACACAUUUUUUGACACUUUGUUUUUAAUAUGUGGCCAUUGUAUAGAUAAAUAAAUGUUUUAUGUGAUUCCAGGAAUAGACAAGGAUUUUGAAAUGUUUUGCCAAUAUGAGCAUCAUAUACAUGUUCAGUACUUUUACAUGGACUUUAAAGGGAGAUGCAGCAUUUUCAUUUACCCGUAUGAUUUUUGUGUUUGUUAGUUUGUGCAUGAGGUAUUUGUGAAUGUAACAGAUUUAUAAAACGGUUUCUUUCUUUUCUGUUUUAUUUAAAUGUACCUUGAUGCUAACAAAAGUCUUAUCACUUGGGGUACCUGGAGAAUACUUGUACAGGAAUAAAAGUUUACAGACUCACUGAACACAUUUAUGUUUGUUUUAGUAUGACAAAUGUCAAUUGUGUUGUAGAUUAACUUAUUAGUACAGUUUCUGUUUAUAUAGUUAGGUGUGAUGCAUCAGAAUUUGCAGUGCUGUUUGACUAGAGAUUAAAUGAUUUAACUGUUUAUCCUGA